Molecule: messenger RNA, 2490 nt
Organism: Lingula anatina
Lineage: Eukaryota; Metazoa; Brachiopoda; Lingulata; Lingulida; Lingulidae
Source: RefSeq, a predicted model, not a curated record
GCAACGUUAGGAUGAUUAAUUCAACGCACAUUUUAUGAUCUCAGAGACUCGGAGGGAAAGAUAACAAAUUGGAAGCACGACAACUGAGUACAGAACGCCGAGUGAUUAACAAGCAUUGUACGUGCACGCCGAGCCAGUUCGAUGAUUCGGGGCCAUAGUUUUCCAUGGCAAGUCUGGGGUUCUCAAUAGAGUGAAUAGACAGAGGGCACCGUCUUGGGAUCAUGAUCCUACAUCUACUCAUCUUUUGCUUUUGUCUUGAGCGAUGCUACACUUUAAAUGAAGGUUCCAUGCCAAUGCCUCUUGGAUUUUGGCCGCUUGAUUCCGCUUUCCAAACGAAGGACAUUUCAGGUUACGAGAAUCACGGAAUCACGGCCUGUGAGACCAACGGUUCAAUCCCACCGGGUUUUACUCAAAAUCCCUUAUUUAUCACGUCAUCUUGCUAUGUCCAGAUUCCCAAUAAUGGACAGUUAACCAUUAACGGUUCAUUUACGUUCCUUUUCGUCAUGCGGGCGAACGACCCUGUAGCCGCAUCUUCCAUUAUAACCUAUACAAACGAACUUGGAAGCAAGGAUGGUUUCUUUAUUACUAAAUCCAGCAAUUAUUAUUUGGUAUAUUUCAAUGGGUACACAGUGGCUCAAAUUCUUAUAACGAGUAUCAUCGAUAUGCAAUGGCUGGCGUUUGCCGUAACCUAUAAUAGUUCAACCGGGUAUUUGAAAUUAAAAACUCUGCAUCUGAAGACUUCUGAAACGUUAGACGACUGGGUGGACACAUAUAUUUUAAAUGUGGGCUCCAGAAGGCCAGCGACGAACUAUCCAUAUUUGUGGAUAGGUGGUGAAUUCAACAGUGUUUCCUUAUACCCUCUGCCUCCAUUCGUCGGGGAUUUUACAUGCCUCCAAGUGUAUAAUUACGAACUGACAGAAAUUGAACUGGUCACUGCUUUGAGCUAUUGUGAUGACGCUAGUAAUGUCACCUUUCCAAAUGGUAAUGAAGACCAUACAGGUCUUUCAAGUGAUACAGUGACUGUGGAAACAAUUGUUACAGACACAGAUGUGAUUGCAACGGAAUCAUAUUAUGAAACAACAGUGACGCUCACAAGCCUGGCUACCUCUACGAUGGUUUCAGGCUCUUUUACUGAAACCACUGAGGUAUUGUUGACAUUGUCAUCUUCAUCAGAAACGCCGUUUCACAAUUCCGCCGAAACACAAGCUUCAACUUGGAUAGAAGCCACAUCUGGAACUGAAACGUCAACUAGAACAGAGAGUGGAGCAGAAAUAGAAACUACAAACGCUAUUAGCUCCCCUUCUUCCGCACCAACACCUGAAACACCCAACAUUUCGGAUUCACCGGUCGUGACAGCGACUUAUGAAGCUCUGUGCGUGGUGGUCCCAGUUGUGGGGAACGCAACAGCAGCUGGGACCUCUCUGAUUUCUCCUUAUAUCGACGUGUCCAUCACAUACGUGUGCGACGACGGCCAUCGGUUCCCCGGUGGACAGAGGUCAGCCACAACACGCUGUACUGGUGUCGGCUGGAGGCCCGUUUUGCCCGACUGUGAAGUCAGAUGCUUGGAACCCAGAAAAAUUCAGAAUGCAGUCUUUGUGUCAAACUGCACGGAUUACAUCUACGACUGUCGUCUGCUCUACACCUGCGUGAAUGGCACGUUUUUCCCAGAUGGCGCCACAGAACGCACAGUGCGAUGUACAGAAAAAGGGGUCUGGAGUGCGCACCAUUUGAGUUCGUGUACAGAUACUCAAAUCGAUUCAGUAACCCCCAGACCCCCGGGCUACCGUAAAGUCCCCCUGGAGGCCCCGCUGAGAGUCCUGAUACCCUGCGGGACAUUCGCGAUCUUGGUUAUAUCUUCCAUAGUCGGUGGAAUAUUUCUCAGCGAUAUUCCAACAUUGUACAAGCACUCCAGGAUAAUAAGGCGGUGGAUUCGAAGAAAAUGCUGCGGAAAAAAACAAGUGAUGCAGCAAGUCCCAGGGUCGCCCCUUGAACCACGUUUAAGAACUGGGCAUAACACUAGACGAGCUUUACAGCAGAAGGAUUUGCGGGAGUAGAAGUAUCCAGCCAUCAGCGAAUACAAAACCAUGUUAAUCUUAUUUUCAUUUCAAUCAAAGGAUAUUAUUAACAUAGCUUGAGCACGUACUGUGGUAAAGGCCGAUACAGAUGAGGUGGCAAGUCCGAAAUGCGCUUCAGGAAAUACUGGAAAAACAGUAUCUGCAAGAAAUCGCAAAACUAAACGGAACAGUCUUCACAAGAGUGAACGAUCACAAGCUCUUAUAGUAACUGCAGUGGAGUUGAACUCUCGAGCCGAAAGCACACAGAGUACAAAAAUAACUCUGAAAUUUUGUCUCCAUUACACACGUUCACGGGGUUUAGAAACAUUUGAUAGUUCUCGAUAGUAUCAAGUCCACCGCCUAAAACGCACUUAAAUAAAGAACAGCUCCCGUAGUCACAGGCACGUCAACAUGCUGAUAACAGGGCAAAUGAAAA